This is a messenger RNA of Budorcas taxicolor (takin), 2912 nucleotides long. RefSeq names its product MORC family CW-type zinc finger 4 (gene MORC4). The coding region runs from base 1 to 2814 and encodes 937 amino acids. The record is from RefSeq and is a predicted model, not a curated record. Gene Ontology annotation, cellular component: nucleus; nucleoplasm. The transcript is spliced from 17 exons. Gene Ontology annotation, molecular function: ATP hydrolysis activity; zinc ion binding. NCBI's taxonomy places the organism in Eukaryota, Metazoa, Chordata, Mammalia, Artiodactyla, Bovidae.
AUGCUCCUGUACCGAGGGGCCCCCGCGGGCCCUGGCGCGCCGGGUAGCGCGCUGGCCAGGCCGGGCAGCGGCCCGCAGGCCUUUGGGAUCCGCUUGAGCACGAUGAGCCCUCGCUACCUACAGAGCAACUCCAGCAGCCACACGCGACCCUUCAGUGCCAUCGCGGAGCUGCUAGAUAAUGCUGUAGAUCCAGAUGUAUCCGCCAGGACGGUCUUUAUAGAUGUUGAAGAGGUCAAGAAUAAAACUUGUUUGACCUUUACUGAUGAUGGAUGUGGGAUGACACCUCAUAAACUACACCGAAUGCUCAGCUUUGGCUUUACAGAUAAAGUCAUAAAGAAGAGCCAGUGUCCCAUCGGAGUUUUUGGUAAUGGCUUCAAGUCAGGCUCCAUGCGGCUAGGAAAGGAUGCUCUUGUCUUCACCAAGAACGGGGGCACUCUCACUGUUGGACUCCUAUCACAGACGUAUCUGGAAUGUGUCCAGGCCCAAGCAGUUAUUGUACCAAUUGUUCCAUUCAACCAGCAGAACAAAAAAAUGAUUAUUACUGAGGAUUCCUUGCCUAGCCUAGAAGCCAUCUUGAACUAUUCAAUUUUCAACAGUGAAAAUGACCUGCUGUCCCAGUUUGAUGCCAUCCCAGGCAAAAAAGGCACUCGUGUUCUCAUUUGGAACAUCCGCAGAAAUAAAGAUGGAAAGUCUGAGUUGGACUUUGAUACAGAUCAGUAUGAUAUCCUGGUAACAGAUUUUGGCACAGAUGAAAAAGAGACUGGUGGCGUUUCCUCUGAGCUGCCAGAAACAGAGUACUCAUUACGGGCAUUUUGUGGCAUUCUAUACAUGAAGCCACGGAUGAAAAUUUUUCUGCGUCAGAAGAAGGUGACUACCCAGAUGAUUGCCAAGAGCCUGGCCAAUGUAGGAUAUGAUAUAUAUAAACCUACCUUCACAAAUAAGCAGGUGAAAAUAACUUUUGGGUUCUCUUGCAAGAAUAAUAACCAGUUUGGAGUAAUGAUGUAUCAUAACAACCGCCUCAUAAAGUCUUUUGAGAAGGUGGGGUGCCAGGUGAAGCCAACUCAUGGAGAAGGUGUGGGAGUAAUUGGAGUCAUUGAGUGCAAUUUCUUAAAACCGGCCUACAAUAAACAAGACUUUGAAUACACCAAGGAGUACCGGUUGACAAUAAAUGCCCUUGCCCAGAAGCUCAAUGCUUAUUGGAAGGAAAAGACCUCCCAAGAGAAUUUGGAGACCUCGGCCAUAGUCAGGCCAAUACCGAAGAUUCCUGACCAGACAUGGGUACAGUGUGAUGAGUGUCUGAAAUGGAGGAGGCUUCCUGGCAAGGUUGAUCCAUCUACAUUACCUGCAAGAUGGUUUUGCUACUAUAAUUCCCACCCAAAGUACAGGAGGUGCUCUGUUCCAGAGGAACAAGAACUCAUUGAUGAAGACCUGUACUUGAGCAGAGCUAAGAAACAAGAUCAAACUGUUGACAAGAAGGAGGUACCAACAGAAAACGAGAGCCACCAGGUAUUCACUAAUCCGCUGAAGAUCCCUUCUAUUCAAGAUAUGGAUGACUUGAAUAAUAAGAUGACUGGGUAUGAGGGAACUGAUAGCCCCAGCCGGCUUUCAUCUGUUGGAGAAGAAAGCAGAACAACUUCUCUUCAACUUAAGCCUCUGGAUUCCAGCGUUUUUCAGUUCUCCAGUAAGUACAAAUGGAUCCUAGGUGAGGAACCUGUGGAGAAACGAAGAAGGCUCCAGAAUGAGAUGACAACACCUCCUCUAGAUUAUUCCAUGCCUGGCCCUUACAGGAGAGUGGAGGCAGCAGUUGCCAACCCAGAAGGGGAGAACAGCCGUGAGAAGACCAGCUCUGAGAGAAGCACACCACCGUACCUUUCCCCAGAGUACCCAGAAGCAAUCAAGAGUACCAGUCAGAGUAGGGAGGCCUCAGUUCUGUAUUCGGGGGCCCAGGACCAACACCAGGGUUCCUUGCUCCCUGAAGAGUUAGAAGAUCAAAUGCCCCGAUUGGUGGCAGAAGAUUCUAACAGAGGCAACACACAUGUAAACAAGGAAGAAGUGAGCAAGGGACCUUUUGUAGCUGUUGUCGGUGUUGCAAAAGGUAUUAGAGAUUCAGGAGCUCCCAUUCAGCUGAUCCCUUUUAACAGAGAGGAGCUUGCUGAGAGAAGAAAAGCAGCUGAAUCCUUGAAUCCGGUGCCUUAUUCUUCUGUGGCCUCUGCUCCAGCUCCUGCUGCAGCUAUUGCAGAGAAAGGAAGAGGCUAUGAGGAGAGCAGCGGUCGUAAUAUACCAAAGAUGAAGAACCAAAGAGAACUAGAAGAACUGAAGAGAACCGCAGAAAAAUUGGAACGUGUUUUGGCGGAAAGGAAUAUGUUCCAGCAAAAGGUGGAGGAGCUGGAACAGGAGAGGAAUCAUUGGCAUUCCAAAUUCAAGAAAGUCCAACAUGAAUUGGUAACCUAUAGUACCCAGGAGACGGAAGGCUUGUAUUGGAGCAAGAAACACAUGGGCUAUCGCCAAGCUGAAUUCCAGAUUCUGAAAGCUGAGCUGGAAAGAACCAAAGAGGAGAAGCAGGAACUAAAAGAGAAACUGAAGGAGACAGAGAUACACCUGGAAGUGCUGCAGAAGGCUCAGGUCUCCUACCGGACCCCAGAGGGAGAUGACCUAGAAAGGGCUUUGGCAAAGCUUACGCGGCUGCGUAUCCACGUCAGCUAUCUCCUUACUUCUGUCCUCCCUCACUUGGAGCUUCGUGAGAUCGGGUUUGACUCAGAACAAGUGGAUGGGAUCCUGUAUACAGUGCUGGAGGCAAAUCACAUACUGGAUUGAGCACCAGAUACUCUAUAUCCCCUUCUCUACCCCCUCCUUUCCUCCCUCCCUCUCUCGCUUGCUGUCUCUCUCUCUCUCAUCCUUAUGCCUCACAAGGA